AUGGAUCCUCCAUCUUGCGGGGGCGUAUCAAAGAGAAUGGACCACGCGUAUCCAUUGGGCUUAAGUGAUUACAAUCACAUGGGAUCGGACUUCGGGUUUAUUUUACUCCGUAACUCUCCACUGCUCCACCGGAGGAACUCUCCGAUCGGAAUACGAUAUUCAUAUAAUCAAAUGGCUAGCACUGCUUGUUUUAUGAUCAUUAGCAGAAAUGACAUUCCUAUAUACGAUGCAGAAGUUGGAAGUGCUCCUAAAAAAGAGGAAGCUGCACAUCAACACCAAUUCAUUCUCCAUGCAGCUUUAGAUGUUGUUCAGGAUCUUGCAUGGACAACAAGUGCCAUGUUUUUGAAAUCAGUUGACAGAUUCAAUGAUUUGGUGGUGUCAGUAUACGUUACAGCGGGUCAUAUCCUUUUUAUUUUUACCUUCUUUCAGGAGGUCCAUGAGCUUUAUAUAAAGAUUCUUUUGAAUCCUCUCUAUUUACCAGGAUCUCGUGUCACAUCUUCACAUUUUGAUACAAAGGUCCGGGCCCUUGCAAGAAGAUACCUAUGAGGCCCUCAUCUUAAAGCUUUAAAAGGGUAAAUUUGGAAUUAAGUUUAUUCAUAAUGCGGUAUUUUGUUUUGAUUCCGCUAUAUAAUUUUUAUAUACUUUAGCAUAUAUGCUAAGAAUUGAUGACUAAGUCUAUCUACAUGUUUGUUAUGAAUCAAGGAAGGAAUGGAAUAGUUGAUUCCAUAGAAAUGAAAAAAAAAAUGUGUUUGUUUUGCCGGA
Messenger RNA from Lactuca virosa, 762 nucleotides. The record is from the annotation of a GenBank genome assembly. NCBI's taxonomy places the organism in Eukaryota, Viridiplantae, Streptophyta, Magnoliopsida, Asterales, Asteraceae.